Lachancea meyersii CBS 8951 is the source of this 759-nucleotide messenger RNA. The record is from the annotation of a GenBank genome assembly. Lineage: Eukaryota; Fungi; Ascomycota; Saccharomycetes; Saccharomycetales; Saccharomycetaceae.
AUGGUUGAGGAUUCUAAGGUCAGAGAUGCUCUGAAAACCGGUGAGAAAAAGUCACUACCCGCUUCGCUGGUUCCUCAGGCGCCCACGGUGCUCACCUCCAAGGACAAGAUCACCCAAAGGAUGGUCGUAGUGCUGUCAAUGGCGUCGUUGGAAACCCACAAGAUCUCGUCUUCGGGCCCAGGAGGCGACAAGUACGUGCUACUGAACUGUGAUGAUCACCAGGGCUUGCUCAAGAAAAUGGGCAGGGACAUCAGCGAAGCCAGACCCGAUAUCACACACCAGUGUCUUCUAACACUUUUGGACUCUCCUAUCAACAAGGCUGGCAAGCUUCAAGUAUACAUCCAGACCAGUCGCGGUGUUCUGAUCGAGGUGAACCCCACAGUAAGAAUUCCAAGAACUUUCAAAAGAUUCUCGGGUCUCAUGGUGCAGCUGCUGCACAAGCUAUCGAUCCGGUCCGUCAACUCUGAGGAAAAACUGCUCAAAGUCAUCAAAAACCCUAUAACAGACCAUCUGCCCACCAAGUGCCGCAAAGUGACGCUGUCGUUCGAUGCGCCCGUGGUGCGUGCUCAGGAUCACAUCCAGAAGCUGGCCGACGACGAAAGCAUAUGUGUGUUUGUCGGAGCCAUGGCUAGGGGCAGAGACAAUUUUGCGGACGAAUUUGUCGACGAGAAGAUCGGUCUGUCCAAUUACCCACUUUCUGCGUCAGUGGCUUGUUCCAAGUUCUGUCAUGGUGCCGAGGACGCCUGGGGUAUCAUAUAG